GGGGGAAGGGAAAAUAGCUGGUCUGACCAGAGAAACGUAGAAACAAACACUAAAAAAAAGUCCCACUGUGAGGAAAUCUAUUGGCCUGUGCUCGGUUUUCUUUUUCGUGUCUUAAUUACCCAUAUUUUCUAUUUCGUUUUCUGGUUUCCAAUUUUUCCCCUCGCUCAAAACGUUGCAGUUAUUGUUGAAAGUCUAUAUGAAACAGAGCUCUUAAGUUUCCUGUCCUUGUGUGUCGUCGUAUACAUCACGUCGCCAGGAGUAACAAAGGAAUUAAUCGCAGCUCGGAUAUUUCCGAGUAUUCCUUGUUAUUUUAUUCUUCAAUUACGUUGUGCUCAUCCCAUCACCAGUUGUAUUGAGACAAGAAGUUUCUAGUUAUUUUUUCUAUAAACUUGCAAGAGAAGAUGGCUGCCCAGCCCAGCAGUAGCGCUGUCAGGGCCCUGGCCUUGGAGUACAAGAGCAUUCAGGAAGAGCCUGUUGAAGGAUUCAGAGUCAAAUUGAUGAACGAAGAUGUGCUUUUUGACUGGGAAGUGGCCAUUUUUGGCCCACCAGAUACCCUCUACCAAGGAGGUUACUUCAAGGCUCAGCUCAAGUUCCCACCCGAUUACCCUUACUCACCUCCCUCGAUGAGAUUUUUGACCAAAGUCUGGCACCCAAAUGUUUAUGAGAAUGGAGAUUUGUGCAUUUCUAUCCUUCACCCCCCGGUAGAUGACCCUCAAAGUGGAGAGCUCCCCUGCGAAAGGUGGAACCCUACUCAGAAUGUUAGAACAAUAUUGCUCUCGGUGAUAUCUCUAUUUAACGAGCCCAACACAUUCAGUCCGGCCAACGUUGAUGCCUCGGUCAUGUACCGCAGAUGGAAGGACUCGAAAGGCAAAGAUGCCGAGUAUGCCAAUAUCAUCAAGAAACAGGUGGCCGGUUCCCGAGCAGAGGCAGAUAAAGACAAUGUAGUGGUCCCGCUGACCCUAGAGGAUUACUGCAUCAAGUCCAAACCUCCAGUGACGGAAUCUCUGGAUAUGAAUGAUUUUUACGACGACUGCUACGAUCUGGAUGACGAGGAUUCCGACUAUGUCGAUCAGGACGACGAUGCCGAUGGAGCUGACGAUAGCGGAAACGAGAACGCUUAAGUGAUUCUUAGCCCCACGGAUCUCUUAAUGCCACCGCCCUCCACCCCUUCUCCUGAUUUGGAAUUCAACAUUCGUUCACCACUGUCCCACCCCACACUCCCAUUCUUCCACAACACAUCUUAAACCACCUUCAUUGUUUUUUCUUGCUGACGUAAAGUGAUUAGUGUUCGGAUAUAAAAGUUCUGUGGAAGUUUCUUAGUUUAAUAUCGAAACAGCCCACAUAAGGUUUCGGUUUCUUUUCUUUUUUUUGAAGGUUAAAGAUUUGCUCUGAGCGGAUGGGGUCCCCACUCUCCCACGAAAAAAUCAGAAUACGAAAAUAAUGAUGAAUUUCCCUCUUGGUUUCAGUCGAUCCCUUUAUACUGACCUCGACACGCAUUCGUGUUUCGUCGUUCCGCCCGUAUAUAUAUUAGUAAAUAUCACCUUAUCUUGGUGAGUAUCGAUGGAUUUUGGAGAGACUGGUUUACAGUUUUAAAAAAGAAAAAAACUAAUUUCCUCCCCGUUUUGAGCAAAGAAAAUUUUUGUGAGAAAAAAAGACAAAAAGAAGAGAACAAAAUUGAAAAAAAAAAUUAAUAAAAAUAAUGAACCCAAUGGCUAUUCAAUAACGUCUCUCUUCGAGUUCUUUUUUGUAUUUGUGCUGGUAUUCUUGUCCUCUAUUAUUUACUCUGUGGGAUUUCACCGAAAAUACAUGUCAUCUAGUGCGUUA
Daphnia carinata is the source of this 1824-nucleotide messenger RNA. Its product is annotated as ubiquitin-conjugating enzyme E2 R2-like. Gene Ontology annotation, biological process: ubiquitin-dependent protein catabolic process; protein polyubiquitination. The coding region runs from base 402 to 1121 and encodes 239 amino acids. Gene Ontology annotation, molecular function: ubiquitin conjugating enzyme activity. The record is from RefSeq and is a predicted model, not a curated record. Lineage: Eukaryota; Metazoa; Arthropoda; Branchiopoda; Diplostraca; Daphniidae. The transcript is spliced from 6 exons.